AUGAGUGUUUAUUUUACUGCUAAGCCUGAAUAUUUUAAAUUUAUACGAGAUUUAGAGGAUGAAGGUGAGGAGUAUCGGCAACUCCACCAUAAAUUUCAGACUCUUGCCCAAAAAUCGAAGGAAGAAUUUAAGCAAAGCAGAAAUAAAAUAAACGCAGCCAUGAAUACUAUUAAACCACCUGUUAGAGGAAUCAGAACAGCGGAAAUCCCAUCGGUUCUAAAAAAGAAACCAGAAAAAAGGGCGGCAACUCAAACAGCUAAUUUACACCCAAAUCCAAUAUUCGGACAAAUACAAAACUCUAAGAUUCCUACAACAGUCUAUCAUGAUGCUGUUCCUGCAAGGUCAAAUGGGGCACAAAGAAUUCUCAAUCCGAAACGUUUACAGAAGUAUAGAGAAAACAAUAGGGAACCACCAAUGCUUAUAGGUAGAGGAGUAAAUUCCAUUGGCCAUGAUAAUCUAAAUAUGGAUUCUUUAUCUUUAAGUAAUUAUCAUUUUGAUAUCGUGAACUGA
Messenger RNA from Trichomonas vaginalis G3, 510 nucleotides. RefSeq lists its product as uncharacterized. NCBI's taxonomy places the organism in Eukaryota, Parabasalia, Trichomonadida, Trichomonadidae. The record is from RefSeq and is a predicted model, not a curated record. Bases 1 to 510 code for a protein of 169 amino acids. The transcript has a single exon.